CUUUACGUAAAACCAGGCGAAAAUGACGAGUCUCGGCGGAACUGCAGAUGCUCAUUGGAAUCAUGUAAAUAUUGUGGGCACUUUUCAUUUGGGAAGACCAGGAGCCUGUUAAGAGAUCGCGAUGUCUAUACUGACUAGUGGACAGUCACUUUUAGUGUGUUUAAUAGCACUAUGUUUUAUCCAUGUUACAGAUACGCAUAUUCCUCCAGUAAGGCAAACGAACCUUCCAGUAACAAACAGCGGUUCGGUUGGAACAGUUCGUGACCUUUUGACGGCAGACCAACUGAGGAGUAUACGAACAAGGUGGACAGCAAAAGGUUUAAAUCCUUCCCGUUUGGAAUCUAUGCUCCGUAGCAACAGUCGCGAUUUUAUAACACAACAUAACCAAAGAGCGACUGCAGCUGCAUCACUUGGUCCUAGAACGGAUCCACGUACCAGUGAUCCAGUUCAGCCACGACGAGGAAGAUCCAGAUUACAACGCCUUCGUCCUCGGGAUCCUAUCGGUUUAAGAGGUAGUAUCAAUGGAGACAGACGAAAUGGACAACUUGUCAAUCCAAAUGGUCUAGCAGGCCGAAAUAUUGAACGAACUGGUCAUGAAGGGCAUAAUCAUGGCAGUAUUGGACAAAAUAGAAUAGCAUCUCGCAGAGAUCGACGAAACAGGCGCGGUCGACAACCUAAUGGUGUCGGUGGAGGUCAGCAAGACAUGCGCACUGGUGUUCAGGAAAGGAUACCUCUAGGAGAGUUAGGAAUAUCUGGUGGAGAACCUGAUGUCGGUUUAGAGCAGAGUAUAACAGAUGCAGAGCUACGUUUGCUUCGUAGAGAACCGAAUGGGGUCGGUGUUGAAGGUAUAGCAACUGGUGGAGUUCGGCAAGAAAGAAUCCGUAAUAGAAAUAACCGACAAGAUCGUACACGGAUCGAUCCUUUAGGUAGACCUAUAGAUAUGACCAGGGUAUUAACAGAUGGAAUUCAGACACGGGGUAGAAACCAAAACGGACGGAGAAUUGACGGACAUGAACACGGACAUGAACACGGACACGGAAACGGACACGUUGACAACAGACAGCAUCGCCAAUCCAGACUUGGUGAUAUUCCUGUUGAUCUAGUGAAUCGACGAAGAGGUGGAGUAGAAAGGCUCGAUGGAACCCGUGAACGGGAAGGUCUUAUCAGACUACGGGCUAGAAACAAUGCCGUAAACGUUGUUCAACCUCAUCAAGGAACACGACGUCGUCGACGGAAUGGGUUAGGAAGGGUACUCAGGAACUUUGUGGGAACUCUUUUCGGUUGAUUUGAAAAUCAAAAUAUAGGAUUAAUGUACUAUUCUGUAAAAUCCUGUUAUAACUGACGACAUAGCCGGUUACACAGCACCAAUUGCUUUCUCGGGCAAGGAGUGAGUUUUUAGCAUUGUGUUAUUUCUUGAUAAGAAAGUAUUGUGAAUAUAAUAAUAACCAUAA
Messenger RNA from Mizuhopecten yessoensis (Yesso scallop), 1451 nucleotides. RefSeq lists its product as uncharacterized. The coding region runs from base 122 to 1285 and encodes 387 amino acids. The record is from RefSeq and is a predicted model, not a curated record. The transcript is spliced from 3 exons. Lineage: Eukaryota; Metazoa; Mollusca; Bivalvia; Pectinida; Pectinidae.